Molecule: messenger RNA, 1390 nt
Organism: Cannabis sativa
Lineage: Eukaryota; Viridiplantae; Streptophyta; Magnoliopsida; Rosales; Cannabaceae
Product: LIM domain-containing protein WLIM2a
Exons: 5
Coding region: 575-1207 (210 amino acids)
Biological process (GO): actin filament bundle assembly
Cellular component (GO): plasma membrane; actin cytoskeleton
Molecular function (GO): actin filament binding
Source: RefSeq, a predicted model, not a curated record
CACAUAUUUGAAUUGAGUUAGUGAUUUGUACGUUUGCAACAUAUAUGCCUCUAAUCCGGGUAAUCCCUUUGUAGCCUCCUUCUUCUCAAGUUUCUAUAAAUGGUCAUUCACCUUAAACAUAAGAGAAAACCAGCCCCCAAAAAGGAAAGCCGUUACAUUGGUUUACCCAAUGUAUUCUAUCUAAAGAUCUGGUCAAACAACUAAUCUGGUUCUCUAAUUUGUCUCUUUGCCUUAACUAAAAAAAAUGUCCCAAAAGAGAUGGAAACCCCAUCACGUGUCCUAAAAUUACAACACCAUUAACCAUUUCCACUCAUUAAUCUAUUUCAUUUUGAGCCUUUAAUCGUUAUUCAACUUGACCUGUACAAGUACAGGGCAAAGGGUGGCUAAAUUUUGUAGAGUUCAUCAUCAUCAUAUCUCAAUUUUUCUGAGAUAUAGAGAAAAAGAACUCUUCCUGUGGUUUCUCACUGAACGUUUUAUCAUUUAUUGUAUUUUGGUAUUGUAUAUACCAUUAUUGAUCUUUCUCUGUUGAGCUUUUGAAGUUUAACAACAGAAAGAAAGACAAAAAAACACAACAAUGGCGUUCAGUGGAACCCAACAGAAAUGCAAGGCAUGUGAUAAGAUUGUUCAUUUCAUUGAAAUGUUAUCAGCUGAUGGAGUUAUUUAUCACAAGACUUGCUUCAAAUGCAGUCACUGCACUGGCCUUCUUGUGAUAAGCAAUUACUCCUCCAUGGAUGGAGUCUUGUAUUGCAAGCCUCACUUUGAGCAACUCUUCAGGGAAACUGGUAGUUUCACCAAGAAAUUUCAAUCUGGAAAGCCACCAACAGAUCAACUGGCCAGGGCCCCUAGCAAGCUCUCCUCCAUGUUCUCUGGAACUCAAGACAAAUGUGCAAUCUGCAGCAAAACAGUAUAUCCACUGGAAAAGGUAACUGUGGAGGGAGAGUUUUACCACAAGUCAUGCUUCAGGUGUAAUCAUGGUGGUUGCUUCCUGUCAGCAUCAUCCUAUGCUGCUUUGGAUGGAAUUCUUUACUGCAAACACCACUUUGCCCAGUUAUUCAAGGAGAAGGGAAGCUAUAAUCACCUAAUUAAAACUGCUUCAAUGAAGAAAAAUGGAGUUCUAUUAAAUCAACAGAAGCCUGAGAUAAUAGAAAAAACUAAAGCUGAAGAAGGAACAGAAGUAAACCCAGAUGAGGAUUCAGUCCAAACAUAAAAUCAAGUCAAUAAAAAUAAGGAAGACAGUCAGUCAGUCAGCUUGAUUUAAUAAUUUUGGUUUGAUAUAUUUUUCAACAUGUAGCAAUGCUUUUUUCAUUAUGUAUUAAUUGUAUAAGGAAGUUGUUGCUAUAGAAUUGUUCCUGGCUUUCACUUCAAUAUAUAGCAUGAAUUUUUCAAUCCA